This is a messenger RNA of Cladophialophora carrionii CBS 160.54, 1338 nucleotides long. RefSeq lists its product as uncharacterized. Gene Ontology annotation, molecular function: mRNA binding. Lineage: Eukaryota; Fungi; Ascomycota; Eurotiomycetes; Chaetothyriales; Herpotrichiellaceae. The record is from RefSeq and is a predicted model, not a curated record. The coding region runs from base 1 to 1338 and encodes 445 amino acids. Gene Ontology annotation, cellular component: cytoplasm; nucleus. The transcript is spliced from 8 exons.
AUGAGCGGUGCAGCCAACGCAUCUGGAGGACAUUCAGGAGGUUCGGGCUUCGCUGGUGGAGGUCGACCACCGCAGAGAACAUUCGAAGAACGAGCGGCGGCGAAAGAACAAAUGAUGCAGUCAGUGCGCGAGUCAUCUCAACAAGACCGUCGGGUCUAUGUGGGCAAUUUGGCGUACGACGUCAAAUGGCAUCACCUCAAAGAUUUCAUGAGACAAGCGGGAGAAGUUCUCUUUGCUGAUGUCUUGCUUCUUCCGAAUGGAAUGUCGAAGGUGGGCGCCAUUGUGAUUGUGGAAUACGCAACUAGGGAACAAGCCCAACAAGCCAUUCAGACUCUCAGCAAUCAGAGCUUGAUGGGUCGCCUUGUCUACGUUCGAGAGGACCGCGAAACCGAGCCACGAUUCACCGGCCCACCGGGUGGUCGCGGCGACUACGGCGGCGGGCCCCGCGGAGGCGGUGGCUUUGGUGGCUACGGUGGUGGUCACUAUGCCGGCGGUAUGGGCGCCGGCGGUGGUGGCGGUCGGCAACUUUAUGUUUCCAAUCUCCCUUUCAAUGUCGGGUGGCAGGAUCUGAAGGACCUCUUCCGCCAAGCUGCUCAAGAAGGAACCGUCAUUCGAGCCGACGUCCACGUUGAUCCUACCGGCCGUCCCAAGGGCACCGGCAUUGUGGCAUUCGAAUCUCCUAACGAUGCCCGAAACGCAAUCCAGCAAUUCAAUGGUUACGAUUGGCAUGGCCGCGCCCUUGAAGUCCGAGAAGAUCGCUACGCAAGCAGCGGGCCUCCCAUGGGCGGCUACGGUGCACGCGGCGGCUUUGGAGGAGGGUACGGCGCCCGCGGCGGUUUCGGUGGUGGUAGAGGAGGCUUUGGAGGCCGUGGAGGUUAUAGUGGCGGCUAUGGUCGAGGAGGCGGCUAUGCCGCCGGUGGUGGUUAUGCCGGUGGAGGCGGAGGCGCUGGUUACGGUGGAGGAGCAGCUCAAGAGCAAGCGGCUCCCAACCCUUUCACCGACUUCGCGACUACCGGAGGCGAGCGCAGCCAGACUAUCUACGUCCGGAAUCUCCCUUGGUCCACCAGCAACGAGGACUUGGUCGAAUUGUUCACCACGAUUGGCAAAGUCGAACGCGCGGAGAUCCAGUACGAGCCAGGUGGGCGGUCGCGCGGAUCUGGUGUCGUCGAAUUUGACACUGCUGAGAACGCUGAAACAGCCAUCUCAAAGUUCACAGGCUACAUGUACGGUGGCCGGCCCCUCGGAUUGAGCUACGUCAAAUACACCAACGCCAAUGGCAACGAGCCUAUGGAGGGUCAAGAGGCAACAGGUGACAUGACUCAAGACCAGAUGAUGUGA